AUGGAUGAAGAAACAUAUAAUCCUGUAUAUGGUGAUAAAGCCUACGGAAUUAUGCUUGGUUUUACUCUUGGCAAUGUGGUUGGAAUGUAUCUGGCUCAGAACUAUGAUAUUCCUAACAUUGCAAAGAAGCUUGAAGAUUUUAAGAAGGAUGUGGAAGCUAAGAAGAAACCUCCCAGUGACAAGUCCUAAGAGAGCAAUGUUACCCAGGUCACCUCUGUGCAUGCAUCAAGGAUGCAAUUUACCUUUAAGGCAACAAAGAUCAAGUAAAGGGUUGGCAUGGGAGGUUCCUCCACUUUUAGUCUUCUAGAACUGGAAUGUCCCUCUUUUGAAAGAGCAGCCAUGAACUCUUCCAGGGACUGAUUUUCAAGGGUUUAAGAAUUUGGAUUUGCAGCUGAUAUGUGACUGGAUAAGAUCAUUUGUAUUUUUUGUUUAUUGCUUUUCCUAAUAUUUUGUAACCCAUUUUUACCUGAUCCAACUGGAGUUCUGUUAGACCUGUUACUAUGCGUACCUCACACUUUGUAAUACCCUUAGAACAUCGCAAAAGAAAUUAAAUGCAUCAAGAAGUAA
This is a messenger RNA of Charadrius vociferus (killdeer), 567 nucleotides long. It is a transcript of the gene STMP1, whose product is annotated as chromosome unknown open reading frame, human C7orf73. The record is from RefSeq and is a predicted model, not a curated record. Lineage: Eukaryota; Metazoa; Chordata; Aves; Charadriiformes; Charadriidae. Bases 1 to 189 code for a protein of 62 amino acids. The transcript has 3 exons.